AUGGCCGAUUCACCCAGAGCCGUGUCGGGGGAGAGUCCGUCAACGACGGCGCAUCUUGAGCCCGAGGAAGAAGGAAAUACAACCGACGAUGCCUCCUCGAUCGAUGAGCGCAUUUCCAAUUUCACCGCCUCACUAUCAUCAAGUGUUGUUGAUUAUCCUGUGGAGUAUGGUCGCCGGUAUCACGCCUAUCGACCCGGCACUUACAAAUUCCCAAAUGAUGAGAAGGAGAUGGACCGACUUGAUCUCGCUCAUGCGAUGAUUGUCAAGGCGACUGGCAGCAAGCUCUUCCAUGCCCCUCUUGAAUGGGAUAAGGUCCAUUUGAUUCUAGAUAUUGGAACGGGUACCGGACUUUGGGCUGUUGAAAUGGGUGAUAUUUUUGAACAUGCCGAGGUUCAUGGGAAUGACUUGAGCGCCAUUCAACCCAAAUGGGUUCCUCCCAACGUCAAGUUUGAGAUUGACGACGUCGAAAGCCCCUGGGUCGCGCACAAAAAGUAUGACUUCAUCAUGUGCCGCUACAUGACAGCCUCAAUCGUGGACUGGCCCAAGCUGGUCCGAAACAUUUAUGACCAUCUAAACCCGGGCGGUUGGGUAGAGCUCCUGGACAUGAACCCCGAGUUCUACUCCGAGGACGGCAGCUACACGAAGGAGCACGCCACGUACAAGUGGAAUCAAGGCUUUCUCAGCGCCAUCAGGGCUGUGGGACGCGACCCUACUCCGGGACCCAAGCACGAAAACCGAGUCAGAGAGGCAGGCUUCACCAAUGUCACGGCCGAAAAGUACAAGGCGCCGCUCACGCCCUGGGUUAAAGACCAACAUUACAAAGACUUGGGUAUGAUGAACCUGGUUUUGACUGUUGACGGGUUAGAAGGCUUCUCUAUGAAGUUGUUUACUGAAGUCCUUGGACGGACGAAGGAGGAGGUGGAAGUGGAGAUUAUGAGUGUGAAGAAGGAAUUGAAAGCCAACCCGCCCCCUUUCCAUGCCUUGGUUGAAUUCGACGUUGUGUAUGGGCAAAAGCCAAUCACGCAGUCGAAAGAUUAA
This is a messenger RNA of Colletotrichum orchidophilum, 1038 nucleotides long. Its product is annotated as methyltransferase. Gene Ontology annotation, molecular function: methyltransferase activity. The coding region runs from base 1 to 1038 and encodes 345 amino acids. The transcript is spliced from 10 exons. The record is from RefSeq and is a predicted model, not a curated record. Lineage: Eukaryota; Fungi; Ascomycota; Sordariomycetes; Glomerellales; Glomerellaceae.